Daldinia loculata is the source of this 3480-nucleotide messenger RNA. RefSeq lists its product as uncharacterized. NCBI's taxonomy places the organism in Eukaryota, Fungi, Ascomycota, Sordariomycetes, Xylariales, Hypoxylaceae. Gene Ontology annotation, biological process: heme biosynthetic process. Gene Ontology annotation, molecular function: protoporphyrinogen oxidase activity, oxygen as acceptor. The transcript is spliced from 5 exons. The coding region runs from base 1 to 3480 and encodes 1159 amino acids. Gene Ontology annotation, cellular component: mitochondrial inner membrane. The record is from RefSeq and is a predicted model, not a curated record.
AUGUCUAUCGAGGUUGCUAUGAAUACGCCGCUGGCGGAUGCGCUUAACAUGGCAAUCCAGCCAAAGCUGGUAGAAGUAGGCUGGGCAUCAGGUGGCGCCGACGACAGCGCGCUCUCCGAAUAUAUCAUUCUGAUGCUCGUAAAUGGCAAAACUCAGGAUCAAAUUGCUGCCGAAUUAGCUGGCGAUCUUCUUAGCCUUGGCCCUGACGACCCUGGCGCACGAGACUUCGCGAAGUGGCUCUUUGAUCAGAUCGAGUCUUUGAACUCUCAACUGAACGGAGCCCCGGCCCAAUUAGGAAACAAUGGUGUUGGGGCGCCCCAAAACGCGCCGUCUUCCGCAGAACAGGAUGCAGAUAUGACUAUGUCCCUUGAUAGUCCCGAGCUGAACGCUCCCACAGGUCCUAGAUCUAUGAGAAAUCCCAAUAUGCGAGGCAACCGAGAAAAGCGGAUGCUUGGACAGAUGAGCAAGGCUAUGGAUCGUAGCCACGACAAUGUGUUGCACCGCGUCCGAGGAAAUGGCAAUGAAAGGAUCAACGCCCAUCGAGCGCCUCCUACUGGGCCGAGGGGCGGUUUCGGACGCACCAACAAUCGUGCAGCGAACAACCGUGCGGCUGGGUUUGCUGCUCAUCUAGGUCAAGCUGGUGGAGCCUUGCCGAAUAUGCACGACCCUAAUGGAAUGCCUAAUCUGAACAAUGAUAUGAAUUGGAUGAUGCCUGGCGGCGGUACUCCGGAGCAAUUAUUCCAGCUCCUCCAACAGCAGAACCAUAUGAUGGGGCAGAUGUAUCAGCAACUUACCCAACAGAGCCAGCCUAACGGAAGACCUAACGGAAGGUCGCUUUUCGACCGGGUACAAAAUCCGCGAGGUGGUAGGCGAGGAGGCCAUGUCAACGGCCACAAAUUCCACCAGGGAGAUGGGUCUAAUGCCAACGAGGCCGGUGCCGACAAGGAAGACGUUGAUAUGACGCAGGCUAGACGUGAACUGUCUAACCCCGAAACGAUGGUUUGCAAGUUCAACUUGUCAUGUACCAACAGGGAUUGCAAGUUUGCUCAUCAGUCUCCGGCGGCACCGCCGAAUACCACGGUUGAUAUCAACGAUGUCUGUUCAUACGGCGCGGCAUGCAAAAACCGGAAAUGUGUGGGUCGCCAUCCCUCACCGGCAACCAGGCGCGCGCAUCAGAAUGAACAAGAAUGCAAGUUCUACCCUAAUUGUACCAACCCGAGCUGUCCUUUCAAGCACCCGGAUAUGCCCCCCUGCCGGAACGGAGGCGAUUGCGCCGUGGAGGGAUGCAAGUUCACUCAUCUCCAGACCAUGUGCAAGUACAAGCCAUGUACCAACCGUUUCUGCCCAUACAAGCACGACGAAGGACAAAGGGGAACAUUCCAGGAUAAGGUUUGGACUGCUGAUGGGACAAGGGAGCAUGUGAGCGAGAGGAAGUUUGUGGACUCGAAUGGCCUCGAGGAGCUUCUUGUGCCCGGUGGGGAGACUGAAGAUGUUGUUGUAAGUCUUCUAAGGUCUGCAUACCGCAAUGCGCGACAUGGCCCUCCUACCCGAAUAUCGACAUCCCCGGCCUCACGACAGCUAAGCUCCCUGGUAGCUCCGAGUAGCCUUCUUCACUCGUCGAUUCGAAAGCAGGUUGCUUGCUCUCGGUCUGGGAAGCUCCCUCAAGCUCAAAGCCAGACAUUCGCAACAAACGCCAAAGCGCGCAAUGGCAAGAAGCGGGAAAUCGCCGUUCUUGGUGGCGGCAUCACUGGGUUGACUACCGCACACUACUUAGCCCGCCAUGCCCAGAACGCACAUAUCACACUAUACGAGGCGUCUAAUAAACUCGGUGGAUGGAUAUAUGGGGGAUUGGUAGAGAUAAACAAGGAGACAUCUGAGAAAGUUAUGUUCCAGUCUGGUCCGCGCAUACUUCGGUCGGGGGGUUCGCCUCUCAAGUAUGACAGCCUCGUCUUCUAUGAUGUACUGCUAAAUUUGGGCAUUGAAGAUAAACUUUUAGCUCAAAUCGGCCCUCCCCAUGCUCGUUAUAUAUAUUAUCCAGACCACCUAGUCAAGCUACCGACAAAUCAUCUCACUCCGGAGAACAUUAUUCAUACCAUCCAAUCCUAUCUUACUGAACCCCUCUGGGACGGGGCCUUGAAAUCCUUUUUUAACGGUAUCCUGUUCCGGGAGAAUUUGCCUGAUUCCUUGCCUGAUUCAUUGGUGGAUCGAGAUGAAUCCGUGGGCGAGUUUUUCUGUGGACUUUUCAAAGACGACCGGCUGGUUGAUAAUAUAAUAUCGGGCAUGAUGCAUGGCAUAUACGGCGGCGACGUAUACAAAUUGAGUGUAAUGCAGACGAUAUUCGAUUCAUUCUGGCGUUCGGUCAAACGUCCAGCAGGUGAGCCUGACAUGCCCUUAGUAGAAGCCAAGGAACCAAUUCUUCUUCAUAGCCUCAUGAAUAGUCCUAAUCGUUCCAAGAUCCGGGAUUUGGCUAACAAGGCCGGCAUAACCACUAUGGGGUUUGAAGAUGGCCUUCUUACCCUCUCAGACAGCUUAACUAAAGACUUGAAGAAUCAGAAAAAUGUAACAAUCAAGGCCUAUACUCAAGUCACUUCUUUGGAACAUAAAAAUGGCCAAGUAUCGGUAGCUGCAACGACUACGGCGAACGGAGAAAAGCGGGAACGAACGAGGCAAUACGACCAAGUAAUCAGCACCAUUUUUUCCAAGCAUCUUGCCGGACUGGUCAAACCUAAGGAUAGUCUCCCCUCGCUGGAAGAUACUCACGCCGUAACCAUCAUGGUCGUCAAUCUUUGGUUCCCGAAUCCAGAUCUGCUCGCAGGCAAGCGCGGCUUCGGCUACCUUGUACCAACCUCGACGCCCGACAACGACGAGUGCUUACUAGGCGUGCUUUUCGAUUCGGAAAUCAAGAUGCGCGAAGAGCGUCCGGGUACGAAGCUCACCGUCAUGAUGGGCGGCCACUACUGGGACGGCUGGACCCAGUACCCGACGGAGGAAGUGGGACGCGCGAUGGCCCUGCAAGCCGUCCAGCGCCAUCUCGGCAUCCCCGUGGAUCAAGAGCCCAUCUCCUACGCGAGCCUAUGCCGCGAAUGUCUGCCACAGCACUACGUCGGGCACCGCGAGCGCAUGAGCGCCGCGCACUACGAACUACUCUCCGCCUUCAAGGGCCAACUCACCGUCGCCGGCCCUAGCUACACGAGCAUCGGGGUGAUGCCAGCCAUGCGCGCCGGCUUCGAAGCCGCCAUGCGCGUCGCCCGCGGCCACGGCCCCCCCUGGUUCGAGCUUAAGGACGGCGCCGACGACUCGAACCGCCACAUCAGGGAGUUCAAACCAUUCGCCAACGGUAUGCCGGACCACGUCGGCGCUACGGGGCUCGAGGGCUUCACCAAGCCGUAUUAUAAUACUCUAGUCCGCGUGAAGAAAUUGCCCCCGCAGGCCUUGCGGGCCUUGCAGGAAAGGAUGUCCCAGAAACAUGAUGACAAUUAA